This is a messenger RNA of Nelumbo nucifera (sacred lotus), 2339 nucleotides long. Its product is annotated as O-fucosyltransferase 20-like. Lineage: Eukaryota; Viridiplantae; Streptophyta; Magnoliopsida; Proteales; Nelumbonaceae. The record is from RefSeq and is a predicted model, not a curated record. Gene Ontology annotation, cellular component: cytoplasm.
UAAUCCAUCCAAAUUCCAAAACUGCUAUCCUCUUCUUCAUUAACCUUCGUUAAAGCUGAUUGAUUUGAUCACAGGCAUUUCGCGCUCUCGCCGCGUGUAAAUCUGUAACAUUUUGUAUUAAAUUCUCUUUCUCUUCUCUCUCUCUCUGGUCUAGCUCUAGAGUACAGAGAAAGAAAACGAAGAACAGAAACAGAGAGGCUCUGAAGGGGGGUCUCUCUGAUGGCUGUGAUGGCAAAGUUGAAGAACAACAAGCAGAAGCUCUCUUACAUCUCGGUCCCGUCUCAGAUAAUCCACUCUCUCUCGUCUUCAUCUCUUCAGUCUCUUCUUCUCUCGCCCAAGAAGCCGUCCAGGAAUGCCAACUGGUUUUUCAACACCUCGAGGAGGCCAAGAUUCUGGCUUUCCGUUCUGUUUCUUUUUUCUCUGUUCGGAAUGUUGAGGUUGGGCUUCAAUCUCGACCCAUUGUUGCCUUUCUCGCACAACCCGUGCUUGAUUGGCCAGGUGCAGACGCUAUUCCCGAAAAAGGAGCCAGUUGUACAGAUGGGUCUUGGGGCAAAUGGUGAGAACGCCGGCGUGGAAGCGGAGGAUGGUGAGGAGACGGAGUUCUGGAAGCAGCCGGACGGGUUGGGUUACCGGCCGUGUCUGGAUUUCAGCGACGAGUAUCUAAGGUCGAGCGAAGCGAUUGUGCAGAACCGGAGGAGGUAUAUGAUGGUUGUGGUUUCAGGUGGGGUGAAUCAGCAGAGGAAUCAGAUUGUUGAUGCCGUUGUCAUCGCUCGGAUUCUUGGAGCAGCCUUGGUGGUUCCAAUCUUGCAAGUCAACGUCAUCUGGGGAGAUGAAAGUGAGUUUUCUGAUAUAUUUGAUUUGGAGCAUUUCAAGAAAGUUCUUGCUAAUGACGUGCGGAUUGUUUCAUCGCUGCCGUCGACGCAUCUGAUGUCAAGACCAGUGGAGGAGAAGCGGACUCCACUUCAUGUCACCCCUCAAUGGAUUCGUCAACGCUACCUCAAGAGGCUGAACAAGGAGGGAGUUCUGCUCUUGCGAGGUCUGGACUCGAGGCUCUCUAAGGAUCUUCCUUCUGACCUUCAGAAGCUUCGGUGCAAGGUUGCUUUUCAUGCAUUGAGGUUUGCCCCACCUAUUCUGGAAAUUGGUGAUAAGAUAGCAGAGCGGAUGCGCGCCAAGGGGUCGUACCUUGCUCUUCAUCUACGCUUGGAGAAAGAUGUUUGGGUGAGGACUGGUUGUCUUCCUGGGCUGAGACUUGAGUAUGAUGAGAUCAUCAACAAUGAGAGAAAGUUAAGGCCGGAACUCCUCACAGGAAGAUCAAACAUGACUUACCAUGAUCGCAAGCUUGCUGGGUUCUGCCCGUUGAAUGCCUUAGAAGUCAUGAGGCUGCUUAAGGCACUUGGAGCUCCAUGGGAUACAAGGAUAUAUUGGGCAGGAGGGCCUCCCUUCGGCGGCGAAGAAGCAUUACUGCCUUUAACCAGAGAAUUUCCUUAUUUCUACAAUAAGAAUGACCUUGCCUUGCCGGGUGAAUUGGAGCCAUUUGCAGACAGGGCCUCUGUUUUGGCUGCUAUUGAUUAUGUUGUUUCAGAGAAUAGUGAUGUCUUCAUGCCAUCUCAUGGGGGAAAUAUGGGCCAUGCCAUUCAGGGGCAUAGGGCCUAUGCUGGGCACAAGAAGUAUAUAACUCCAAACAAAAGGCAAAUGCUCCCUUACUUUCUAAAUUCCUCUCUUCCAGAAUCAGAGUUCAACAGGAUUAUAAAAGAGUUGCACCAUGACUCUCUAGGACAGCCAGAGUUCAGAACAAGCAAGGUGGGAAGGGAUGUGACCAAGUAUCCUAUCCCUGAAUGCAUGUGCAAUGACACACACACAUAAGAUCUUUUUCAUGAUUCAAAUGUGGAAGGUUUCUCUUGAGAUUUUCACAGUAUCAGAUUGCAAGUUUUGCAACAAGCUUUUGAAUGCAGGAUCCUGUGAUCAGAGAAUCAUGACAUCUAUCUAUGCCUUGGGUCCUUUGAAUGCCAGAAAGUUGCAGUUAUUACGGUUUGCCGCCUUUUGAAAACUAUAUUGUAAGCCCAAUUUUGGAAGAGCAUCUUCUGCAAAUACAUAUUCAUACAUACACAUGCAUUCCUGCUUGUGUGCCUGUGUAUGUAAGAAUGUGUAAUGAGAUAGAAUUCCAUGUAAAAUAAACACGAAGGCCUUUUGUUCUUUUUUUUUUUUAUUUCUUUGUGGAGGAAUUUUGUCAAGAAUUUUUUUUGUUCAUUCCUUCUUUCUUUGCAUCAAUAUUUCAUACGUGUAUAUUUGUAUAAAAUACCAUUUUGUUGAGGUAAUAUUUUACCUUGUUCUCUGUCUCA